GUCAAACGCACUUCUGCUCGUCACCCACAAUCGGAAUCUCCAGGAACCGUCAACAAAAAAUAUCGGUACUCCUUCAUUGAACUCUACCUCACGCGACACUCAGUAUCCCUUCCAGUAUCACACUCGUCAUGGUCGCAGGCACAGGCAGCAACUCAGGACAAGCAAGGCCAGCUGCACCAGCACCCAAUGGCAACGGCGCAGGCGGCAAGCGCCCAAACAUCCUCUUCAUCAUGGCCGACCAGAUGGCCGCGCCCAUUCUCCCCAUAUACAAUAAGGAGUCUGUCAUUAAAAUGCCGAAUCUCAUGAGUAUGGCGAAAGAUGCAGUUGUCUUUGACAACGCGUACUGUAAUGCGCCAUUGUGCGCGCCAUCGCGCUUUGCUAUGGUGACAGGCCAGCUACCACAUCGCAUCGGCGCAUUCGAUAACGCGUCGCAGCUCUCGUCUGAGGAUCCGACAUUUGCGCACUAUCUGCGCUCGAUUGGCUACCAUACAUCACUUGCUGGCAAGAUGCACUUUAUUGGUGCAGACCAGCUGCAUGGCUACGAAGAGCGGCUGACGGCAGACAUUUAUCCCGGCGAUUUCGGGUGGUCGGUCAAUUGGGAUUCUUCAGACAUGCGACUCGACUAUUACCACAACAUGGCAUCCGUCACGGAUGCAGGCGUCUGUGUACGCUCCAAUCAGAUCGACUAUGAUGAGGAAGUCAUGUAUCGCGCGAAAAACUACCUCUACAACCACGCUCGGCGAAAUGUGGAACAGCCCUUCUUCUUGACGGUCGCAUUGACGCACCCGCACGACCCUUACACCACGCGAAAAGAGUGGUGGGACUUGUAUGAGGAUGUGGACAUUCCAUUGCCUGAACACGAGCCAAGUUAUGAAGAGCUCGAGCCACAUGCACAGCGAUUGCAGCAUGUGAUUGACUUGAAGGACAAACCACUGACGGAUGAGCAAAAGAAGCGCGCGCGCCGAGCGUACUUUGGCAACUGCUCGUAUGUGGACGAUAAUAUUGGCCAAUUGCGCAAGGUCCUGGACGAGUGUCAAUUGACAGACGACACCAUCAUCAUCUUCUCUGGUGAUCACGGAGAUCACCUGGGUGAACGCUCGCUUUGGUACAAGAUGACCUUUUAUGAAAUGUCGGCACGAAUCCCACUCAUGGUGUAUGCGCCAAAACACUUCUCUCCACGACGUGUCAAGGAGAGUGUCAGCUCACUCGAUUACCUCCCUACUUUCGUGGAUCUCGCGACUGGUGGACAAGCGCAUCGUGUGAUUGACCCCACUAUUCCACUCGACGGUCACUCACUCUUCCCAUACUUGCAAGGUGGCACAGGUACUGAUCUGGUCAGGGGUGAGUAUAUGGGUGAAGGCACCGUGUCGCCGCUCUUCAUGAUUCGCACAUCACAGUACAAGUUCAUCUACUGCCCAACGGACCCAAUUGAGCUGUAUGAUUUAGAGCGUGAUCCACUUGAACGCAGCAACCUUGCUAGUUCGACAGAGUACAGCGAUCUUGCUGCGAAAUUCCUGCAUGACAUCAAGUCUCGUGUGGACAUCACAACCUUGACGCAACAAGUCCUCAAGUCACAGCGAUCUCGUCGUGUAGUGCACGAUGCAUUGAGUAAAGGUAAAGUCACACACUGGGAUUUCCAGCCAUUCUUUGAUACUCGGCAACAAUACAUCCGCAACAAUGUCGAAGGUAUCUUGGAUGACCUUGAAGCAGUGGCACGAUUCCCGCGUGUGGUGCAGACAGAUGUCGGUCAACAACAAUUGGCAGGAGAAGUGAUUGGUGUGGCGAAAGAUGUGCGCGCAGCCGUGAUUGCUGAUAUUGCAACAGGACCUGCUGCUGAAGUGGCGAUUGCUCCCGUUGCCAUUGAGCAGCACAAUAAGCAUGGCGGCAAGGAAUGUAUCCAUGGCUUGCAUGGCAAUAUCACGCCACCUUAUGCAUGAUUGUUUUCACAGUAUCUCUAGGGCGUAUGUAGCAACAGUUUAAUGUCUUUUUAGCAAUCCGCAUCAUAAUUCUGAGUUC
Messenger RNA from Protomyces lactucae-debilis, 2016 nucleotides. RefSeq names its product sulfatase. The coding region runs from base 129 to 1937 and encodes 602 amino acids. The record is from RefSeq and is a predicted model, not a curated record. NCBI's taxonomy places the organism in Eukaryota, Fungi, Ascomycota, Taphrinomycetes, Taphrinales, Protomycetaceae. The transcript has a single exon. Gene Ontology annotation, molecular function: sulfuric ester hydrolase activity.